Molecule: messenger RNA, 5475 nt
Organism: Alosa sapidissima (American shad)
Lineage: Eukaryota; Metazoa; Chordata; Actinopteri; Clupeiformes; Clupeidae
Gene: mapk8ip1a
Product: mitogen-activated protein kinase 8 interacting protein 1a
Exons: 12
Coding region: 1512-4184 (890 amino acids)
Biological process (GO): regulation of JNK cascade
Cellular component (GO): cytoplasm
Molecular function (GO): protein binding
Source: RefSeq, a predicted model, not a curated record
AUGGCAGAAUUUAAUCAGUUUCCUCAUUUAGCAGAAUGAAAUGAGCAGCAAGCUUUUUGUUGGUUUCUGUGUUUAUUUUGUGAAUGCCAUUGAUGAAGGUGUAUUUCUGUUUUCCUUGUCUCUUCUGUGUGUAUUUGUAUAAUUGGUGCUUAACAAUAUAACCUCUUUAAUUCAUAGACAAAUGCCAUAUGUUGAUAAUAUAAGGGAAUGCAAACAGCAUCAGGAUAUGCUUCAAAAAUUCUCAUAGUGUAUUAAUAGUCUACAAUAUUACUGUGUGUUAUAGACUACAAUUGUAGAUUAGAAUGUGUUGGAGGACGAUACGCUGCACUUUAGGUUUUUACCUUGUAUUUAACACCUUAUACUUGCCUCUAAUUUCAACUGCCUGCAUUUCAUUGUUUCCUAAUUCUGCCACACUUGACUGUUCCCAUUCUAAAGCUGUUAAUGACUUCAGGAAGGUGUGGUGUGCUUAUCAGACUCCUAAAAGAAUGGGCGCACUGCAGUGGUGCUCGGGAUGCAGACCAGCUCUGUGUUUGUCUGCUACCCUGUCGCUCAUGUCCAAAGCAGCUCUGUGGGGGACGGGUUCCUUUGGCUGCACGGGUGUGGAGAGCCCAGCAGGACCACUGACCUGAUCAGCCCUGUGCAUCUCAGCUGUGUCCUCAGAUGCCCACCUCCCUGAGAUUUAUUUCCUCCUUUUCUCUUUAGCUCACACUCUCUUUGGCAUACUUGCUGUUUAAGUGCAUUCAGAAGACAUUGAGCUGUGAAUAAAUGAAAUAAAUGUCCUCCAUUUCCCCUUUUCUUUUUUUGGUCUAAAUGACACCUACAGAAAAUCAUGUUCCCCCAGUCAUCACUUGGCCUGAAGUGAAAGCUCAGUACUUGCAGCAGCAAAUUAAAGGUUGAGAGGCCAGAAACAGAAUCCUCCUGUUUCAGCAGAGGUACAGUGCUGCUGUUUAUUUCCAGCCGGAUCAGUGCUCAUUGAUCAGGGCCACAGCCUCCCUCUGUCGGCUGCUCUGCUCUGCUCUCCGCUGGGUUGGGCUGGGCCCCUCUCCCAUGGUGGCGGCAACUUGAGCUGCAUCGAUUGGGCCUAUCCAUCAUAGCGGUGGCAGGCUUUUAACGGGAGUGCCCUGUACAAAGCAGUCUCUCCCUCUCCCUCCCUCUCUGUGUUUCUCCCUCCCUCUCUCUCUCACCCCUCCUUCUGGUCCCUCCCUUCCGAGCUCGUUUCCCCCCCCCCGUCGGUGACUUUCCCAGGCACGAGGGAGCAGACAGGAGCGAUGGAGAGAAGCCUGCUGCACACUCGCCUCUGAGCAUCACCACCACCACCUCGUGCUGCUGGAUGAACAGGCGUGCUCCGCUGGUCCACCCUGCGAGAGUGUGUAUGUGUGUGUGUGCGCUUGUGUGAGAGAGUGUGCAUGUGUCUGGGAUGCUCCAUGCUGAGGAGGGAGGGAAGUGCCCGCUAAUUGCCCCUGGUCAUUCGAUCCCCAGCGCCCCGUGGUCUGCCGCCCGGCCCCAGCUAGAUGGUGUUCAGCCUGGCCAUGGAGUCCAACGAGGAUGGCGAGAGCUGGGUGGAGGAGCAGUGGGAGAAAUGGUUGACCCACGACAUAAGUCUGGAGGAGUACGAGGAUGACGACUUGUCCGAGGUCACAGAGAUUGGUGAUGAGCUUGCGCCCAGUCCUACCUACUGCACCGCGGAUGUGAACGGUCACAUGUCUGUGGCAGCCAAUGGAGCGGCCAGGCUGGUGGAGAGGAGGAGGGGGGCAGUGGAGCUGCAGUCGGAGAUGCUCCACUUGGACCUGAUCGAUGCAGAGGAGGGUGGGAUCCAGGAAGACGACGAGCGGCAGCAGCAGGAGGAAGAGGAGCCGAGGAGGAGGAGGAGGACAACGACGACGACAACGACGCCGAGGAGGAAGGAGCCCGUCCAUGCGGCCCGGCAGCCCACACGGCAACGGGAGGGGCCAGGGGGAGCCGCGCCGCCCGACCUCCGACAACCUCUGCUGAGGGAGCCAGCCCCCAUCGCCAUGGACACGUACCGGCCCAAAAGGCCCACCACCCUCAACCUCUUCCCCCAGGUGCCUCGCACUCAGGACACAAUAAACAACAACUCCUUUGGGGACAAGGACAGAAGGAAGGAGAAAGGCAAAGAGAAGGCAACAGGGGAACAGGGUAGCGAUGGAGGCAAAGUGCAGAGGGUUGACCGGACUUGCUCCAAGCGCACCAGUGGCCCCACCUCCACGUCCUCUCUCAAGGCUGCCGGGGAAUCCAAGCCUCAGAAGAAGCCCUCGACCACUCAGCACCAGAAACCCUCCACAGCCAAGUCCAACGCAGCAAAGUCCAGCACUGGGAAGUCCAGCACUGGGAAGUCCGGCACUGGGAAGUCCGGCGCAGGGAAGUCCGGUGCAGUGAAGUCCGGAGCAGGGAAGUCCAACACCACCACCACUACCACUGCCCAGCCAGCCAUGAGGGAGACGACCGGGGAGCCCAUCCAGGAGCAGGUGAACAGCUGUCGAGCCUCGGUGGCCAGUGCGGAGGGCAGCGUAGAGAAGGCCCACUACAACAAGGUCAACGGCAGCCGGGAGACGGUGCGCUACCCGACACAGAAUGGGGAACGCAUAUGCAGGGAGCAGGAGCGCUACCCACGCUACUUUGGCGGUGUGGAAAUGAACUUUGCUGAUGGAGAUGACCAGCCAGAGCAAGAGGAGGAGGAGGAAGAGGAGGUGAUCAGGCGGCAACGCAACGGCGAUAGCAGCAGCAGCGGGCGCCAGUCCCUAUCACAGAGCAGCGACAGCAGCAACCGCAUGUCCCUGAGCUCGGACAGUGAGGCCCCGCCACCGUGUCCACAGCACCACCACCCGCACCACCAAAACCACGUCCAGAAAAAGGCCUCCAUCAGCGAGGAGGACGAGGAUGAUGACGGGGUCUACCCCCCCACGCCGCCCCGCCGGACAGUCAGCCUCAGUGAGGCCGUGGGCAGGGAAACGGCCUGGAGAACGAUAGCGGAGGUGGACGAGGAGGAGGAGGACGACGUGGUAGUGGCUGCGGUGGCUGCUGGGGCCGGAGGGGCAUCAGUGACCGCAGUUGCAGGAGCAGGAGCAGCAGCAGCGACAGCAGCAGUGGAGGCGGAGGGGAAGCCUGCGGCCGCAGAGCCGGCGGUCAGCAGCUCGGACGCCAGCGGCCUGUCUUACGACUCCGUCAAGUACACGCUGGUGGUGGACGAGCAUGCGCAGCUGGAGCUGGUCAGCCUCAAGCAGUGCUACAAGGUCUACCAGGACAGCGACAGCGACGACAACACCGUCUACGAGUCGGCGCUGGAGGAGGAGGAGGAGGAGGAGGGGGGCAGGGAGAGGCCGCAGAGGCGCUUAAAGAGAGAGCAGUCCUCAGGCCUCUCCAUGGCCACCACCACCGACUCCAGCUCGGACGCUCCGCGCUCCCGCAAGUUCCGCAACGUGUUUGUCAACAGGCGUGGCUCUCGCUUGUCAGGUGCGGAGACGUUUGGUUUGUUCUCCUGUGUCAUUGCUGGGGAGGAGCGGGAGCAGAGCCACAGAGCAGUGUUCAGGUUUGUCCCGCGUCACGAGGACGAGCUGGAGCUGGAGGCCGAUGAUCCACUCCUGCUGGAGGCCGAGUCGGAGGACCUGUGGUGCGAGGCCUACAACAUGCGCACCGGCGCCCGCGGCAUAUUCCCCGCCUUCUAUGCGGUCAAGGUUGCUAAGGAAACCGUGCAAGCCAAAGAGGAGAAAAGUGACUGGGUGGAUACCUUCUGGGUGAAAUUCCUUGGCUCUGUUCAGGUGCCAUAUCAUAAAGGAAAUGAUGUUCUUUGUGCAGCUAUGCAUAAGAUUGCUACAAACAGAAGAUUGCAAAUGCAAUUCAGUCCUCCUUCAAUGUGCGUAGUGGAGAUCAACAUGAGGGGCGUGAAGAUCAUUGUUCAAGACGACUGCCGGACUGCUGACAGAGGCGAUAAGUGUUGUCAUUUCUUCCAGCUGAAGAACAUUUCAUUUUGUGGAUGCCAUCCAAAAAACAAAAAGUAUUUCGGGUUGAUUACCAAACACCCAGCCUAUCAGAGGUUUGCCUGUCAUGUCUUCUUCUCAGAGGAGUCUACCACAGCCCUAGCCACGUCUGUGGGGAAAGCAUUCCAGCAGUACUACAAAGAACACAUGGCGUACUCUUGUCCAACAGAAGAUAUCUUCCUUGAAUAACACUGCACCUACUUAAUGUUUUGCAUCACGAUAGAUCAUUUAUAAAGUGUUGCAUGAUGGAUAAUAGAAACCCAUUUAAUGGUUGUUUUUACUUUGGGGUCUGGUGUAGACAAACAUAUAGGUUCACAUCCAUCUUAAGUGUCAUGACAUCGGCUUCCGUACUACUGGAAUUGCCAUUUCUAACUGAGUCUACCUACCUACCAGCUUUAUGGAAAGACCCAUAUCUUUAUAUUGCUAUAUUCCAGGUCUGACGUUGAGAGAACUUGAGAGGCAAUGUUGUAUAAAACAUGAACAAGCAGGUUAUAAUGUGCAGUUCCUAUUUAUGGACUUAAAGCACAAGAUGACACGGACCUCUCUCAGAGCUAGACCAGACUUCCAGGAGCCACCUGCUCCAGCCACCCACACAUGUAAUUCAUUGUAUCUCACAGCAUAGAUGGUCUUGAGAUCAGUGCAAAACACAUCUCCACGUCUGUUUGUAAGGCUAAGUGUUUGUCGGCACAAGCAGUGUAACACAGCCAAAAGUAAACUGGGUCUCUCUCUCUCUCUCUCUCUCUCACUGAAUGUUGACGUCCCGUUGUGUUUUCUUCCUCGGCUCACGGCAGUUACCAUGGAGCUGCUGUUCAAAGAGAGUGCUAGUUUUGCCUCACUGUUAAGAGUGGGGCCUCAUCGGACUCCCUGACUGCUACUAUACUCCAAGCUCUUGUGUAGCCUAUUAAUACCAAAUAUAUUGAAUUUAUUCAACUGCUCAAAAACUAUUAUUAAAGAAAUGUUAAGUUGCUAAAAUUAAAUGGUGAGGAGUUGAAGGUUGAACAAACUGAACGAUGAUUAGGGUCAGAUAACUUCAAAUGAAUACAUGGAAGCUGAAUUGAACUGAUGUGUUUGGUGUCAUAUGCUCAUCAGCUACAUCUCUGGCAUUGUGUGUAUAUAAAUAUUUCAUCUGAAUCUUGACAAAACCAGUGGAUGUGAUUGGAGAGAGAUGUGUGAAUAAGCCUAAUGCUGAAUGUCCAGUUUUAAUGUGACUGUGUCUCUUUCAGUGAAGCAGAAUUCUGAACAAUUGCAGAUUAUAUUAAUUAUUUAAUACUACGUUCAAAAAGACCAAACAUUAUCAGCCUUGUGUCUGUGGGUGGUAGAAGUGAGGCCAUGCGUGUCUUCAUAUCAAUCAUGCAAAAUCACAGAUUGUGCCUAUUUUAUUUUAUUUUUGGUUGUGAUUAUACAUUGUAUAUUGUCUUUUUUAUUUUGAAUGAUUCUGUGAGCACUGUGGAACUCCUAUUAAAUGCUAUUUGUAAAAGAA